AUGGCGUGUGGUUUGGUCAUCUUGGAUCCUGAGGAAGUCACAUACAUUGAGAGCCAGGUGAAAGGAGUCAUAGGCCGGUCUGUGGUACUAGAAUGUGGCCAGUCUGUGCCUACCAUUUACAUCUGGGGCUUUACCCAACCCGGCCUCAAUGACAUUCGGGCCAUCCUGUACAAUUAUGGGAUGGGUGCCAAGCUGCAGAAAAUGGCUUCCGUGUUUGGAGAUAUGAAAGUCCUCUCUGACAGUGCAGCCCUGGUGAUAGACAACCUACAGCUCGCAGCUGAGGGACGAUUCACAUGUCAAAGUUUGUACGACACCAACGAUGGGGCGAAACUCAUCUAUGUCUUUAUUGAUUUAAAAGUCCUGGUUCCAAUUACCAAACCAUCCAUUCAGAUGAGUGUCUCAGCUCCUGUUGAAGGGUCCGCGAUUUCGCUACUGUGUUCGGUGGACAAUGGAACUGGACCUCUGGAGUACACCUGGAACAGGCAGGCAGCUCUGUCCAGAGGUCCUGUCAAUGUCUCGGAGACCACAGACAGUCUGCUGAACCUGACCUCAGUAAACAGGAACCACACGGGCUGGUAUACCUGCACAGCCAGGAACGAGGUGAAUGAAGUGACCAGCGACCGGGUUUGGCUCGACGUCAUCUACGGCCCUGAUCAGCCAGCCAUCAAUGUCACUCCUUACACUCUCAACUACAUUGGUUAUGCAGCCCUUGAACAGGACACUGUCUCCAUGACCUGUUCAGCAUCUUCCAAUCCACCCAGCCAGUACAUCUGGUUCCACAAUAACUCACAGAUCUACGCAGGACAGCAGUUUGUCAUUGAGAGAAUUGCUCGAAGUCAGACAGGAAGCUACAUGUGCCUCGCGCACAACACGGUGCUCAACGCCAGGACUAAGACUACCAUCAUACUCACUGUCUACUAUCUACCUGACGGGAAGCCCAUCUGCACCGUGCUAUCUGUUAAUGAUAAUCAGGAUAUAGCUCUGUGGUGUUCAUGGGAAGGUGGGAACCCCCCAGCAACUCUGCAGUGGGUUGACACACAAAGUCAUGGUGUCAAUGUCGAGGGUCUAUCCAGUAUUUCAAGAGUAAAAGUGGGACGAGAGACCUCCAACAACAGCACAUACUCCUGCCGAGCCUCUCACCCAGCUCUGAGAGCAGACUGGUCCUGCAGAACCACUGCAUCGUCACCUGAAGGGAAACCUAGUUGUUCGGCUACUGCGGUGAAGAGUUUGGAAUACACCAUGCUGUCAUGUAGUUGGGAAGGAGGCUUACCUCAGGCCUCACUGCACUGGAAAAAUUGGAGAGGCGACUUCUUGGGUAAAGCUGAACAGUCCAUCAAUAAUCAGGUGCUACAGUCUAGUCCAACCUACAGUGGCAAGGAGUUUAUAUGUCAAGCGACACAUCCUUUGAGCAGGAGCAGGGCAUGCAGCAUCCAACUAGAGACACCUGAUCUUGUCACCCCAAGAAACACCCUGACAGUGUUUGAGGGGAGUGAUGUCCAUUUGACCUGCAUCCUUAAAGCUGCUUACCCAACCUCGGAGAUCAUCUGGCACAAUAAUAGGAACGAAAGUGUCUGGCUCAUGCCCAAAAAGUACCUGCUGCACCAGGAGACCUUUUGGUCGAAUCUCACUAUUCGGGAAACUGAUGGAGACCGUGACAACGGAACUUACUGGUGCACAGCUAGCAAUGUGGUGGGGAGUUCAAGGCUUAACAUCCAGCUCCGUGUGAACAAGUACCCAACGCCCCCAAAUGUCACCAUCAGCAAGCUCCUGUACGGCCGCCAGAGAACAGAGGUGGUUCUUGAAUGGAUGACUCGAGGCUCUGGUGAUUUAACAGGCUUCAUGAUACAGAGGAGGCCCGCAAGGCGAUCCAUUAGAGUCCGGGGCACAACUGAACAGGAAGAGUCUAUGACCGAUCCAUACAGCCCCUGGCAGAUUGUCGCCAGCUCCAUCGAUCCCGCCAUCAGAGGCCACAAGCUGGGGGGCAUGGACCCCAGGGUCUUAUAUGCUUUCCGCAUCCUGGCUGUCAAUCACAAGACAACAGGGUACCCUUCAGAAGUGAAAACUCCAGCGGACCCCCCUUUUAGUGCCCUGCCAGCUGUGAUUGGCGCUGCGGUGGCAGGAAUGCUAGUUGCUGUUGUAGGAACUGUCUUGAUGUUUCAGUACAUUAUAAGGAACCGUGAAAGCAUUCCAUGGCUGCACGAUCUGCUGUUUCAGCGACCAACCAAUGAAUUGCAGGAGCAGAUUAAUUUUCCGGAGGAUGCUGAUGUUACUUCCGCGGCUGAGGGAGAAGAUAUCGUGGAAAGCAGGGAGCAGACAGAAGAGACCAGUCCAGGUCCUUCAGCUGAGGAGACACUUACCACCACGGACACCAUUGAAUCUCCAUCUGCUGGCGCUGAGCAAGGAGACAGCGCAAGCCCAGAGUUAACCAGCACCUGAGAGUCCGAGAAGGAGCCUAUGGAAACAAUAGAGUCCUCUCUCUGGCAGGAUAGAUUAAAGCUUUGGAAAAGUCAUAUUGAUGAUCGUAUUCUCUGAAAGCAAUAAAGGAACGCUGGCCCAUUGAA
This is a messenger RNA of Rhincodon typus (whale shark), 2561 nucleotides long. Its product is annotated as V-set and immunoglobulin domain-containing protein 10-like 2. Gene Ontology annotation, biological process: cell-cell adhesion. NCBI's taxonomy places the organism in Eukaryota, Metazoa, Chordata, Chondrichthyes, Orectolobiformes, Rhincodontidae. Bases 1 to 2436 code for a protein of 811 amino acids. The record is from RefSeq and is a predicted model, not a curated record. Gene Ontology annotation, cellular component: cell-cell junction. The transcript has 12 exons. Gene Ontology annotation, molecular function: cell adhesion molecule binding.